GCGGUGUUUCUGUGUAAGCUUGUUCUAUCCAUCCUCUUUCUUAGUCCACGAGAAAGAGGCGGCGGGGUCACUUUUCGAGCGCAUCUAACGCGCAGCGUUUCACUGAUGUCCACCAAACCGGCGAAGACAUGUUUCAGGAGAUAAUAAUCCCUGUUUGAUUUGGAUGCCGUGCCGAGUUACCGUGAAGUCGGCUGGACAUGAACUCUGAAGGUACACGUCGAUCUCAAAGCAUUCAUGGUAAGAGUCGGCGCGUCUCCUUCUCCUUUUCCCAUCCACGUGAGAAGUUUGACCGGAGCUGGCUGAACGGAGGAUACCUGUGUGUUCCGAUCGGCUGUUUGAUCUUUGUGGCUCCAGCAACUGGACUGGUUGUUUCACAGGACACUGAGGGUUGCAUGCAUCAGUGCCAAGAAAUUGCAUUACGUGGGAGACUUCUGCUAAGAAGACACAGAGACGUUUUAGGAGGAUGGCAGCUGAGCAAGGACGCACACAGCGGAACGGACGCAGUGACGCUUCGGCCAGAGAACCACGCUCCUCUACCUGCACCAGCCUGAAGAUGUUUCUGGUGGCUUUGUCCUUUGCCUAUUUUGCAAAGGCUCUGUCGGGGAGCUACAUGAAGAGUACAAUAACUCAGCUGGAGAGACGCUUUGACAUCCCUAGUUACCUAAUAGGUGUCAUUGACGGGAGCUUCGAGAUAGGUAACCUGCUGGUGAUAGCUUUCGUCAGCUACUUUGGGGCCAAGCUCCAUCGGCCAAAGAUCAUUGCAGUAGGUUGUGUGCUGAUGUCCAUUGGCACCUUCAUCAUCGCUCUGCCUCACUUCAUCAUCGGACGCUAUGAAUUUGAAACAUCUGUGCGGUGGGUAGUGAACUCAACACUAAACCCCUCUCCUUGUCCGGUGGGCUCACCAGCAGACGUGGCCCAAGGUGGUAAAAUGCCUGUAGUGCCAGCCACAAGUUGUGAAAGCGAGUCCAACCUGUCAAUGUGGAUCUAUGUGCUCCUGGGGAAUGUCUUGCGGGGGAUUGGAGAGACGCCUGUUCAGCCACUUGGGAUCUCUUAUAUAGAUGAUUUCGCUACUGAGGAGAACGCUGCGCUAUAUGUUGGCUGUGUGCAGACCAUCUCAGUGGUUGGCCCUGUGUUUGGCUACCUUUUGGGCUCCCUUUGUGCCAAAAUCUAUGUGGACAUUGGAUUUGUAAAAAUGGAAACUAUCACCAUCACCCCAGCAGAUGCCCGCUGGGUGGGGGCCUGGUGGCUGGGCUACCUCGUAGCUGGGGUCAUCACCCUGCUCUCUGCCAUCCCAUUCUGGUUUCUGCCCCGCUCCCUGCCCAUGUCUGGGCCCCGGGGCCCAGAAAAGUGCACAGCGGAGCAGACAAGUUUCAUUAAAGACUCCCCUCUUUUAAAGCACAAGUAUCCUGCAGAUGACAAUACUAGUUUCAUAGAGAUGGCCAAAGACUUUAUUCCAACCCUGCGAACUCUGCUGGCACAUCCUGUGUAUUUGAUCUACCUGUGUGUGACAAUCAUUCAGCUGAACUCCCUCAUUGGCAUGGUCACCUACAAGCCCAAGUACAUCGAGCAGCACUUCAGGCAGUCUGCCUCAAAGGCCAACUUUCUGAUGGGUGUGAUCAAUAUCCCAGCUGUGGCACUGGGGAUGUUUUCUGGAGGUUUACUGAUGAAGAGGCUGAAGCUGAAUAUCAUGGGAGCAGCCAGGUUUGCCUUUGGUACAUCUCUGAUCGGUUACUUCCUGUCACUGUUCUUCUUCGCAAUGAGCUGCGAGAAUGCCAAGGUAGCUGGGGUGACACUUUCAUAUGACAGCGUGGAUACGAUAUCUUACGAUAAACACUCGGUGUUCACAGCCUGCAACUCAAACUGUUUUUGUUCAGCGAGUGACUGGGACCCGGUCUGUGGAGAGAAUGGUAUCACAUAUGUUUCUCCCUGUCUUGCCGGCUGCACCAGUUCUACUGGCUCAGGAAAAAGCACAGUCUUCUCUAACUGUAGCUGUGUCGGUGUUGCUGGUAACUUUACGGCCAGUACAGGUCAGUGCCCUCACGCGGACGACUGUGACAGGAUGUUCCGGUACUUCCUGGCUCUCUCUGUCGUCACUUCCUUUAUCAUCUCCCUCGGGGGGACACCAGGCUACAUGCUUCUCAUCAGGUGCAUCAAACCACAGCUAAAAUCUUUGGCCUUGGGUUUCCAUGCUCUGGCAACACGCACCCUUGCGGGGAUCCCAGCACCCAUCUACUUUGGAGCAAUCAUUGACACCACAUGUCUAAAAUGGGGUCAGAAGAGGUGUGGAGGCAUAGGAGCCUGUAGAAUCUACAACACCACCGCCUACAGGAUAGCAUACCUGGGUCUGACUCUGAGCCUGCGGACUAUCUCGUUCAUUAUUUGCAUCCCGGGCUUCAUUCUGCUCAGCCGACAGCUGAAGAGGGAAGAAAGAAAUGGCAUCCACAGAGCUCUGGCCAAUGGCGGGACGGAGCUGGAGGCACUCAGGAAGGAAGAGAUUGUGAUUUCUAAUUCCGACCAAUCACAACAAACGUCAGACAACAGCACAGACAGGGAGACGCGGCUGUGACAGAUCCAGCAGAAUGGACCCUACUUGUCUCCUUCACACACACACACACACACACACACACACACACACACACACACACACACACACACACACACACACACACACACACACACACACACACACACACACACACAUACAAACCACAGAUGAACAAAUACAACCACACACAUACGUAUACACCCACAGUAUGUACAGAGUGCUACUGUACACAUGCACACAAAAAUGAGAUUUGCAGGGAAUCACAUGUUGUAUCCGAUCAUCUCAUAUAAAGCAUAAAUUCUAUAUUUGUACUACUGGACUACUGGCUUUGUGAAUUUGACAGGAAUUUGAUAUAACUAAAAUAUUUCUUGAAUGUACAUGCUGUUUUUCCUUAUAAAGAAAAGUAUAAGAAUAUUUUUCUGUUUUAAUGGUGGCACAAGAGAUUAGAUGGGAAAUGUGACUUGUACAGACUACUACAAAAGCAGUGUAAUUCUAAAAACCAGCACUUAUAAAGCUGCCUCUUUGGAUUUUUUUUUCUUUCUAAUGAAGUUUUUCUUCCUGACAUCACUGUUCCUGAACAGAAGAGAAUGAGUUUGAUUAGGCCUUCAAAGAGACAGGAAGUGAGGAUUUUCUUUUUCAGGAUUUUAAAGAAAAAAAGGAAACACAGGUUGCUGUGGAAAUAUGUGUUUGAACAUGUAUUUCAGUAAGCUUUCGAGGGCUUCAGCAGUUGUUGAUUUGACGUAUGUGCCUCAUUCACUCAACAGUUACCUCUAAAUCAUGUUUGUCUCAUCUGUCUUGCAGAUAUUUAAGAGCAAGUUUGUAACAUUUUGAACAUAUAUCUGAAUACUAUUCCAUUUUGCUUUUAAAUUUCAGACUGAAUGUACGUCUUUACACUAAUUUAGAAAGAAAAGUUUCAUUUCUGAAAACUUUUGUCUUUUACUUUAAGCCCAAAGUCAGGUCUGAUUGUACUGCAGUUUGUGUUGUGUGCUUUCUGGAUGUUAACUUGUUUCUUUGGUAUUCAUAGUCACUAAAAAUGGAUUUUUAGUAAGAUCUGCUUACCUGUUAGUCUAGUGGAAGCUGCUCUGAUUUCAAUAUGGAUGACGUGCACUAGGAGGCAGUAACAUGUUUUUAUACUCUCAAACUAGCACCAGCCCCAUGAAACUGGUAUCUAAUAUUUAUCUAUCUAUAUCUGGUAUUACUGAGGAGAAAAUGUUUUAAUCAAGACUACACAGCACACUAAAGUUUAGACUGAAUUUUCUCAGAAUAUCUCAAUGCAUCUCAGCAGGCUCUGGUAAUAAACAUCCAUUCUUGUGUGAAGGUGGCUGAGGUGAAUGCUUGCUCUUUUGGUUGCCAUGUGUUUGGUAAUUUGUACUGCUGCAACAUUUACAAAAUACACUGUAUGAGUCUCAGUCUUUAAGAAAACAACUCCACUAUGUGUGAAGUAUCACCACAGGAAAUGUGCAUUUGUGUUACAGUUGUGUAUAAGCUCUGUUUCCAUGUGUCCAGCUAUUGCUAUAUGUUGUGUCACUGGUUGGUUCGUAUUUAGGUUAUGUUGGUUUUUUUUUGGGUGUUGGGUGCACAUGCAUCAACUCCUGUGCCAAAACCCACAAACAGAAACAUCACGGUCUGUUCUCAGGUUUUUUCCUAUUGAUUUUAUUCUCAUAAACACAGCUUCAUCCCAAAAUCAGAACCCAUUCGCUUGAAGUCUGUCGAAAUAAUUCCUCAAAACAAAUCAGCUAGCUACUGUUAUCUCAAGAAAGUUUAAACAAAAUAAUACUUUUGUCUUUGUAAAUGUAUAGCGUAUUAUCAUUUUGUAAGACUUUUAUUGCCUAAAUGAAUAUUUACCAUGCUGGCAACUUGCAGCAUGUGGUGACUGUAUCGUAUUUUGAAUUCAGGUUCAGUUUUAGGCACAGGUGGCCAAGUACAGACUCAGAGAGGAGCAGCAAGAGGUAUACAGGAAGGAAGUCACUAUCUCAGUAAUGUAAGGAAGGCAUUUACUUGCAUUAAAGAAAUCAGAAUGUAAAUCAUUUUCUGGGAUUAUUUUUGUAAAAUUUCAAAGGACAUCUUAAAUGUUACACUAAAAAUAAAACUUUUAAUAUCCAAUCAAACAA
Dicentrarchus labrax (European seabass) is the source of this 4656-nucleotide messenger RNA. Its product is annotated as solute carrier organic anion transporter family member 1C1. NCBI's taxonomy places the organism in Eukaryota, Metazoa, Chordata, Actinopteri, Moronidae. The record is from RefSeq and is a predicted model, not a curated record. Bases 464 to 2566 code for a protein of 700 amino acids. Gene Ontology annotation, cellular component: membrane. Gene Ontology annotation, biological process: transmembrane transport; sodium-independent organic anion transport. The transcript has 15 exons. Gene Ontology annotation, molecular function: protein binding.